AGGGAUGAAGAAAACAGCGGACGGUCACGCGUGUCCAGCAUGCGCACAUACAGCUCUGCGCAUCUCAUCUCAUCAUGACCGGGGCUCACCUCAACUAGCGUCUGUCCUUGAAUUGUACAGUUCUUGGAUUUGUGGACUACUGGGACUAAUAUAUAUAUUUUAACAACUUCUUUGUUUAGCUGUAUAAAAGUUGAAGAGAACAGCUUUUGGACUGUUGUUUGACUGAUUUCUUAAAUGCAUAAUUUGUUGAAAGUCCUAAGAAGGAAGCAAUAACACGAAAACCAGCAGAAACAACAUAACAAAGCUAAUUUAUUCAAGGAUCCGCGCAUUGACUAAAAGGAAAUAAACAUGUCCAGCAGAAGCAUCGAGUGGGAGCAUUUCGAGGAGCGCGAGAAGAGUCACCGGUCCCCGCGGGGCAGUGGCGGUUCUCAUUCCGGCUCGCGGGGUAACGGACUCGUGCCCAGUCCCGCUCACAGUGCGCACUGUAGUUUCUACCGCACACGCACACUGCAGUCGCUCACCUCCGAGAAGAAAGCGAAAAAAGUUCGCUUCUAUCGGAACGGUGAUAAGUACUUCAAUGGCUUGGUGUACGCGGUGUCCGGUGACCGCUUCAGAUCUUUCGACGCGCUGCUGAUGGAGCUCACCCGCUCCCUCUCGGACAAUGUGAAUUUACCGCAAGGAGUCCGGAACAUCUAUGCUAUGGAAGGAGGGAAGAAGAUCACCAGCCUGGAUGAGUUACUAGAAGGUGAAAGCUAUGUGUGUGCUUCCAGUGAACCCUACCGUAAAGUGGACUACACCAAGAACAUCAAUCCCAACUGGUCAGUCAAUGUGAAGUCGGGCACAUCCCGCUCGUUGCCAUCACUUAUCACCUCGAAGAACGAGCUACGAGAACGAGAGAGCAAAGAUUUCAUCAAACCCAAGUUGGUGACGGUCAUCAGGGGUGGUGUCAAACCCCGUAAAGCUGUCCGGAUCCUCUUGAAUAAGAAGACUGCGCACUCUUUUGAGCAAGUGCUCACAGACAUCACUGACGCCAUUAAACUGGAUUCUGGCGCUGUGAAAAGACUUUAUACUCUGGAGGGCAAACAAAUUACAUGUUUGGAAGACUUUUUCGGGGACGAUGACGUAUUCAUCGCGUGCGGCCCUGAGAAGUACCGUUAUGCACAGGACGAUUUUGUGUUGGAUCACAGUGGUAAGGCUUCCACAGCCUUUAUAACCGAAUGUCAGGUCCUCAAGUCGUCCUAUUCUCCUCGUUCUGCUCCCCCUGUGAGAUACUCUGGUAGUAAAAGUCCAGGACCCACCCGCCGCAGCAAAUCCCCUGGAUCUGUGAGAAGAACAGCAGGACACUUCUCUGCAAAUAGUCAGUCUCCAGUGAAAUCACCAAUAAAUGGAGUGCCGAACAGCCAAAUCACUACCCCCAAAUCUGCAAAAUCCUCCAGUUCCUCCCCGACCAGCCCCCGCAGCAUGCGCAACUUCAAGUUUAGUUGCAACAAGCGGAUGGGAGUCCCCCUCUGUCUCUCUGUACAGAUUCCAGCACAUCACUCCUCUGCAACCAAUGUGAACGGCUCCUCUGAGACUCCCCAACAACAUAACAACAGUAUGAGCCCUGAAGUUAAUGGAAACAGGAACCUUGCUGCUUCCACUAUUUUGGACAAGUUCAAAAUUGGCAAAGUCAUAGGUGACGGGAACUUUGCUGUGGUAAAGGAGUGUGUCGAACGAUCCACUGGAAAGGAGUUUGCACUGAAGAUCAUCGAUAAAAACAAAUGCAGAGGCAAAGAGCACCUGAUCGAGAGUGAGGUGGCAGUGUUGAGACGUGUUAAGCAUCCUAAUAUCAUCAUGCUGAUUGAGGAGGUGGAUACGCCCACUGAGCUCUAUCUAGUCAUGGAACUUGUGAAGGGUGGAGAUCUGUUUGAUGCAAUCACCUCCUCGACAAAAUACACUGAAAGAGAUGCUAGAUUAAUGGUAUUCAACCUGGCGGCGGCUCUCAAAUAUCUGCACAGAAUGUGUAUCGUCCAUCGAGACAUCAAACCUGAGAAUCUGCUGGUGUGUGAGUACCCUAAUGGUAUAAAGUCAUUAAAGUUGGGUGAUUUUGGCUUAGCCACAGUGGUUGAAGGGCCGCUUUACACUGUUUGUGGAACACCUACUUAUGUUGCCCCAGAAAUCAUAACAGAGUCAGGAUAUGGGCUAAAAGUGGACAUCUGGGCAGCUGGAGUAAUUACCUACAUCCUCCUAUGUGGCUUUCCACCUUUCCGCAGUGAGAAUAACCUCCAGGAGGACCUUUUUGAUCAGAUUCUAGUGGGGCGUUUAGAGUUCCCAUCACCCUUCUGGGACAAUAUCACAGAUUCUGCUAAAGAGUUGAUUGGUCACAUGCUGCAGGUGAAUGUGGAGGCCAGAUACACAGCGGAGGAUGUUCUGUCUCACCCCUGGGUCACGGUAAAUGAGGAUUCUGCAAUGGAAAACAAUAUGAAGAUGGAGGUAGCAGGUAAACUCAAAAAGCACUUUAACUCUGUGCAGAAACAGAGCAACAUUUCCCCUGGAGUCUCUGUUAUUGUGAACACAGCUCUAGAUAAGGAAACCAUCCAGCUUUCUUGUCGGCGUCAGGACCGCAGCCCCCCUCCUCCAGGAAAGAGCCCUUCCUCCACCCACCCAGAGAGACGACACUCCCAUAGGGGACGCUCAUCUGUCCAAUCGGAGGACUCUAGGAGUGCUGCUCCCAUUGAGCCUUUAGCCUCAACAACCCCCAAUGCACCAUCAGAACCUCUGCCCUCCCCUCACUCUGCCCAACCUCCCCACUUCCCAGAAUGCAGUGCUGAGGCUGAGGUCAGCAAGGGCCUGCAGAAGAAAGAAUAAUACUACUUAGGGAAACAAUAUGGAGACAAUUUCAAAUAUAAAUGCAUAAAUACAUAUAUAGCAACUCUGCGAAUCUUUGAAACUCCAAACUAGCUAAAAGGCUAGAAUACACUACAUGACUUUUGCCCCGAUUUGUACAGUCUGGACGAGUACAUUGUCCAAAGUAAGAGCCAGUCUGCAGAUUUCACAAAACAAAUUGUGUAUGUUGAGCAGCACAGACUUCAAUGUCUUUAGUUACAGAUUAUGAUUCCACCAGUUAAGAGAAUAUCAAACGUUGAUAUUUGAGACGAUUAUAGAACACAUAUAUUUGUGUGUCUCCUUGCAAUGAGGUGAGUUUGUUCUGAGUGAGUUUCUUGUGUUUGGAAAGGCUUGAAAGCAGAGUUGCCAGGUCUGCGAAACAAAACUAUACCAGUGAUUAAUCAAAAAUGGGCCAAAACUAGCCCAAUAACCCUAUAUCAAAACUUAAAAUAUGCCGAAAAUACAUUUUUUUACAGUUACUGUUCUGCGAUAUACACAAUUUCAACUUGAAAGUCACCAU
Sinocyclocheilus grahami is the source of this 3385-nucleotide messenger RNA. RefSeq names its product serine/threonine-protein kinase DCLK2-like. The coding region runs from base 349 to 2847 and encodes 832 amino acids. Gene Ontology annotation, molecular function: ATP binding; protein kinase activity. The record is from RefSeq and is a predicted model, not a curated record. Gene Ontology annotation, biological process: intracellular signal transduction; protein phosphorylation. The transcript has 18 exons. Lineage: Eukaryota; Metazoa; Chordata; Actinopteri; Cypriniformes; Cyprinidae.